Molecule: messenger RNA, 1776 nt
Organism: Fusarium redolens
Lineage: Eukaryota; Fungi; Ascomycota; Sordariomycetes; Hypocreales; Nectriaceae
Exons: 3
Coding region: 1-1776 (591 amino acids)
Source: RefSeq, a predicted model, not a curated record
AUGGAUACUGACCGCCCCUUUCACGGUCAACUCCAUACUCUGGGAAUCUAUCUCAUUACCGUUACUGAAGCACAAUCCCCUCAGUUCCUCGUUGAUGACGAUCGAUGGCGACGCAUUAUCUUGGAUGGCUGCAAGAUCAUCGAACAGGUCAUUCCCGAGGCCGUAAGGAACGAACUCUACCGGCUUGCGAGUGAAAUGCAAGCGGAAUUUCGCAAGGCGCCACAUCAACAGAUAUCACCAGAUGUUUCCCGUUCCCCAGUUACAACCUCAGCACCGAUUUUGCAAGGCUGUUCCCUCAAUAGGCCAGGCAAAAAGCAUCUCGAGACCGAUCCUCAUGAUAGAGCCCUCCAGGUUUCAAAGCAGAUCCCGAUAGCUAUAAGGAAAUCUCCCAAGAGCCAGUCCUUCACGAGAAAGAAAUAUUUCCGUGGGGAUUAUGAACAACCUAUCCCACUUGAUACUCUGAAGUCUUGGGCCGCAUCACCAGAGACUUUACUCAACUCUGCGGCAAUUUCCAUCCGCGAUCUGGGCGUAUCAGACUACAUUCAAGCCCUUGAUAAAUCAUCCCAAACAACCAAGAUUGCACGGCGUUUUGCUUUGGUACAACUUUGGGUAUCAAGAGAGGUCUGGUGGCCUUGGCGCCUAGAUGCUUUCAAACGACGUCUGGGCAAGGUCCCUAAGGGAACCUUUGACCGGUGGCUUAGAGAAGGAAGGACUUUAUUCCUGCUAAAAGCACACAGUGGUGCAGCAGUCUUGUUCUCAAAGCUUAAGCCUCAAAACGACCUCGUGGACAUGGCACCCAGGUGGAAACCUCGUCCCGAAGAUAACACCAACGCAGGUUUCGACGGCAAAUACCAGAACCUGGAGCCGAUUCUACAAUCUCACUAUGCUAAGGAAACCAGAGAACUAGCUUCUCGUUUUAAUGUAGAGGAAUUGGAGAUUCCAAUGAGUCGCGACAAUGAUAUUACAUAUUCCAAACUGUACAGAGAUGCCGCAAGGAGUAUCUCGUUAUGCUUGGGGAAGUUGCAUGAGAAGCUACUAUUUAGCGACAUGUCACAACCAACACAUGACCCCGAAGCCCCUCAGGAUGAACCAGUUGCGAAAAGGAUUUGUCGAUCAUCUGGGCCACUCAUGGACUGUCCGUCAAACCUAAGAGUGAGCCAGCAUCAAUUCAGUCACGACACAACACGCAAUGUACACAAUGGCAAUCAAAGAUUGCCUUGCGUCACAGAAAGCACUACUGCUGCCAUAGGAGACAGCAGUUAUGAAGUCCGAUGCGCAUCUAGUGAUGAGAGAAUGCCUAUGUCAAGCUCGCUUGAGGGUGCCAGCUCCCAGUCGGUGACUUUCGUCAUGCCUGGUAGUGAUUCCUACGCGAUUGCUACACCUCCUUUGAAGGCUGCCGUGGGUAGGUAUAAAACAAAACCAUCAACAGAUAGGACAACGCCAGUCGAAAGCAUCGGAGCUGAUAUGGGGCCUUUCCAAGUUCAUAAGUCCACUGUUUGUCGGAACACAAACACAGAUCAAUUGAGCGAAGGUCAUCUCGACCGCCCAUGCGCUGACAGGGCUGAGGAACUUCAUGACUGUCGUGGGAACAUUUCACAGACCUCCGGCUUAUAUUUCGAACCAUACGAGGCCCCGAGUCAAAUAUUGGGUAUCCAUGCAGCCUUCGCAUUAAACCGUCUCGGCUGUUAUUCUACCAUUCCCGUCGACGAUGACCCUUAUUUCAACUUCGAAACAAACUCGUUUAUGCCACUCGAUGUCACUUUCAACAACUGCUAG